UUACAGAGGAUGCAAUUCUGGUGUUCAGUUAAUAAUUUCUACAUCAUCCUCAGUGUUAUGGAGUGUACUUGCUGUUUAGAUGAGAUAAAAAGGUUCACAGCGGGAUAAACAGAUCCGUUUGUCGGCCGGAACGAGAGUAGUUGGACGAACCUUGAUGGCUGACAGCCGUGCCCCGAGGGGAGGGGGUCUGACGGGGUGGCUCCCCCUCUUAGUGGGUCUGAUGGUGACAGUGCACGUGACUACUGUCACUGCACAUGGCGGAAACCCAAAUACUGGUGAUCGGUGUGUGCCGUGGAUAUGCUCCUGCUUCUACUACGGCGUCUACUACGACAAGGGCGACGUGUGGGAGUCUCAGAGCGACCCCUGCACCAAGUUCCAGUGUAUUGACAAUGGCGUCUUCCUCCCUAUACAGGCUGGUUGUUCGUUCAAGGGCGAGUGUAAGGAAAGGAACAGCACGUGGACGGAGGGCUGUUUCCGGUACCGAUGUAGCAAUGAUGGAGAGUUCUCAACAUAUGUGCUAGAAGAAGCGGCGUGUGUGUGGAAGGACGGCAACUGUUACAGUGUCGGGCAGAAGGCAGUGGAACACUGUGACACAUUUGAGUGCCAGAUAGACGACGGCUGCUACGUCAUGAAGAAAGUCAAAACAGGCUGCUUGACCCACGACGUGGAGAAGCCGUGCAAGCCGAUGCUGAGUUUCUGGCAGGACGAGUGUGCAAUAUACCAGUGUACCGGUGAAAGACAGGACAAGCUGAGGGCCAGGAUUCUCACACACUCGCAUGAUGUGAUGAUGUGGCCUCGGGGUCACUACGCCCUGCCCGAGCCCAUAGGGGGAUGCCCCAACAACGGGGAGAACUUCUGGCGUGAGAGUUGGUUCAGACAGUGCGGGGACGGCUGCAACUACAAGUCCCAGGAGUUCUUCCUGAAGGGCAACUACACCGCCCACGAGUUCGACCACCACUACUGCGUGCACCACGACGUCGACGACCCCUCCAUCAUACCGCUGUAUCAGACCUACUGGGAGCCUGGCCGGUACUGCAUCCUCAGGUACAAUGGGACGUGCCCGCCAGGCUUCGAAGAAGGAUUCAUACAGAUGACAGGCAGUGAUUGUAACGCUACCAACGUCACCCUCGGCAUCCUUCCCGACGGCAACUACUCCUGCGCUGCCACGCGUAUGGAGUUCUGCUGCAGAUUCGACGGUGAAAUCGAACGUCCCAUCGUGCUUCCGGCCAAACACCAGUUUGUGUUGUUCAUGGCUACAAAUGAAUCGGAAUGUCAAGAGGUCAGAGGAAUGAAGCACAAGAUCCAGUUCUGGAGCUUCUGUGACUUGUAUGACGGCGUGCAACGGAUGAUGAAUGGGUCCUUACCCUUCGUCAAGACCGGGGACAACAACACCCUCAUCAACUCCUGCUUCUAUAGCCCCAUCGGCUGCGGUUGCACCGAUGUUGACGAGGAAGUUGUUGCAGUUGGGGAGAGGGUCACUAAGAAGUGUGUGACGAAGGAAUGUCGAGACAUCUUCAACCACAACAUCCUGGUGGUGGUGGAGGGAGGCUGCAUGGACGACGUGAGCCUGAAGUGCCGGCUGGAGAACGAGACGUGGACGGACAUGGUGGGAGAGACGUGCAAGAUGAAGUCGUGCGUCAGGAAAUACGACAACAAAACACAAACUGUAUUCUUCGAAAUCGCCGACGAGGGCUUGGGUUGCCGAGAUAAGGAUCAGUGUCUUCCCUUGAACUACACCAAGGUGAAGGGGUGUUACCAGACCCAGUGCCAGGAGGACAAGGUGUCAGGACUCGCCGGCUUCGUGGUGAAAGUAGCAGGGUGUUCUGACGGUCGCGGCCACUGUAUCCCGCAGGGCGAGAAUGUAACCCAAGGGUGCAUUACCCUCCACUGUGACAGAUCAAGAUCAGCCUGUGGGCUCAGUGUCAUCAAGGGAGGGUGUUCUGCAAAAGGUGGGAAGUGUUUCGAGGUGGGCGAGAACGUCACACAGAACUGCAUGCACUACUCCUGCAAGGAGUACAGGAGCAAGAAGUCGAUCAAGUGGAAACUGGAAGUCAGUCAAGCAGGGUGUAUCGACAGUAAGGGCAAGUGCUACAAUGCCGGAGACAGGCUAAACGCCAGCUGCUGUACCUAUGAGUGUAUCUUCGGUGAGCGGCCAGGCUUCUAUCCAGUAUGGGCGGGAUGCAACACCAACCUCGGCUGUGUAGCUCCGAACGACAAGCUGAAGGUUGGCUGCUCUACCUACAACUGCACACCGUAUGAAAAUGGGACUCGGAAACUGUUCCUUGAAAGCAAAGGCUGCAAAUACAAAGACAAGUGUUACGACGUCGGCGGUAACGUCACUGAUGACAAACGGUGUAUAACAUACACCUGUAAUAUGGGCGGGAAGAUGACGAGAUCUCUAGAAUGCCCGUGGAAGAACAAAUGCUAUCCUCCAGACAAUGAAAUCAAAGAUGGCUGCAACACGUACAUAUGCCGUGUGAAUAACACCCAUCGAGUGAUUCAACACGUGCAUCUAGCCUGCAAGGUGGAUGGUAAAUGUAUCGACCCGGGCGUCGUGUACAAACGCAACUGCAACACCUACAAGUGCAGCGAGGACAAGAAGUCCUGUCACUCCUACCUUGUGGAACUCGGCUGCAAGGAUCCGAAGACAGGGAAGUGUUUGGAGAAGGGGGCUAUGUUCCGACAAGGCUGUUCAGACUUCGAAUGUCAGCCCAAUGGGAAGGAAAACCCCUUCAAGUUCAAAUCCGGGGAUUGCAGUUAUAAGAACAAGUGCUACAAGCUAGGCAAGCCUGUGUCCACUGGAUCUUGUGGUACUAUGACCUGCGAACACAAAAAGAAAAAUGACCCUUCGUCUGGACUGGUCAUCAGGACAGCUAAAGGUUGUGAGAAGAACGGCGAGUGUAUUGCCCAGGGAAAGGGCAGCUGGGACAAGAACGCCAGCCCCUAUUACUGCUACAAGUCUGUGUGCCACUAUGGGAAGAUCUACAAAGUCGGCAUCCUGUGCAAGACCAAGGACAACGAAUGUUUGAAAGUCGAGGACGGGGUCAGCAAGAAGUAUGAAAUGUCGUACAAGGGCCGCAGUUGUCAAGCAUCAUGUUUGUUGAAAGGCAACCAAAUAAAGAUCCUAAACAUCAAAUGCUAAGACAGUAACAUAUACGUUACCAAACAUCAUUUAAGUUUCUUUCAGAUUAUAAAAAGUUUUAUGUUAUGAAUUGGGUUAUAUUUUGUUUUAGCGACGGUGGAAAUUUGAUGAAUUUGACAGUGAAUAAAAGCAAAAAAAAAUGACAAAAAUGUUGUGUUGAUACAUCAGCCCAUUCAAGUUGUUUCCAGCAGUUAUUGCACAGUGUCAUUGUCAUAUCUGGUGGCUAUAGAAAUGCCGAAUAUUAAGUGUUUUGUUGACGUUAACCGUACCACGAAGAUUAACUUAUCUAUUAUAUGAACUAUAUAGGUCAUAUGUUGGAUGAGAGCUUUGGAAUUUUGUAAUUCCGCUCACCACUGUUGGUAAUUAUGUAAUAUGUUUGUUUAUCCUGGUUAGAUGUAUGCAUUACACACAGGGUCGAAGGAUAUAUUAAUAUUGAAUAUUAUACCAACUGUCGAACAAACGUGAACAUCUCGUUUUGGGGCAGUUGGCGUAGCAACGGAAGAAUCUAUUUC
This is a messenger RNA of Haliotis rubra (blacklip abalone), 3654 nucleotides long. RefSeq lists its product as uncharacterized. The transcript is spliced from 23 exons. Bases 155 to 3142 code for a protein of 995 amino acids. Gene Ontology annotation, molecular function: wide pore channel activity. The record is from RefSeq and is a predicted model, not a curated record. Gene Ontology annotation, cellular component: membrane. Lineage: Eukaryota; Metazoa; Mollusca; Gastropoda; Lepetellida; Haliotidae.